UAGAAUUGAGUUAAAAACGUGGACUGGAGAUAUAAAAGCUGAAAUUAAAAGUUUUUAUAACGCCAUUGAACAUGCUUUACAAGAUACUACACUUGAUACUCAAAAACAAAAAAAACUAGAAGAUUUAAAAGAAACGUCUGAAGAUGUGGUAAAAGCUACCGUAUUAGCGAUAAGUUCCUUACAUGAAAAUAAUAAACUUGCUAUUUCUUCUUCUUCAUGUAAGAAAGAGAACAAUCAAAAUGAUAUUUGUAAACAUAUCUCAAAUUUAAAGAGUAUAUUGUUAGAUCUAAAAUACUCCGAUGAAGCACGCAGUGCUUAUGAUGAUAUUUAUAAUGCAUUGGAGGCUUUAAAUAAGACAGAUCUAACAGAAUUUGAUGACAACGAUCCAUUAACAAUAGAGGUUAUUGAUAUUUCUUCCGAGUGGGCUAGUUCUCAUCUUAAAACUAAUACGAUUGAUUUUCUUAAGGAAGAUUUGUCAAAAAGAUUAAUUUUAGAUAAAAGUAUAACAGAAGAAUGUAAAGGAAUAAUCCAAAAACAUCAUACGAAUAAAGAUUUAAAGUGGGUUAUUUCUGAGGGCUUCGUUCCUUCUUUAGACAAAUGGGUAGAAAGCGUAGAGUCGCAAAAACAUUUCGCACAAAAAAUUCUUGAAUGUUUAAUUAGCAUUUGGAAUUUAAAUACAAUUUGGUCCAAAAAUCAAUCCGAGAGAAUUUACGUAGCACAAAUUGUCGAACCACUUAUUUCUGUUGCGCUUGAAGAUCUACCUAUAGAUAUUAAAUAUGAGUUAAAAGGAGAGAAUCAAAGUCUUGCUAGUAAAAAUUAUAAGUUAAAUUCUUCAAACUCUGCAGUUGGUAAUCAUCCAGAUAUAAUGUUUACUAUAAAAAUUGGCGAGAAUAAUCUUGAGUUGCUUUAUGUUGAAAGUGGUCGACGUCUAACUACCGAUAAAAAGGUUUUUGCUGAUCAUAACAAGUUAGCUUGCAUAAAUAUAGCCGGCGAUCAUAUGAAGAUAUAUGGACUUCAACGGAAAGAUAAUCUUUACUUUUAUUUUCCACUUACCGAAGCCUACAUACCUUUAGAAAAUGCUUCAUGGGAAAAUGUUCAAGACUUAGUUUACUCUCUAUUAUUAAUACGAGUAUGUUUAUAA
Molecule: messenger RNA, 1141 nt
Organism: Dentiscutata erythropus
Lineage: Eukaryota; Fungi; Glomeromycota; Glomeromycetes; Diversisporales; Gigasporaceae
Source: the annotation of a GenBank genome assembly